AUGACGCCCAUGCCGUCGGGAGUCAUUGCCGCCGAGCCCCCGCUGCCCCCGUGGGCACACGCGCGGCACGCGCACGACCGCCUGGCGCUGCUGCCGCUCGAGGGAGACGGCGAGGCUGCCGCGCCCCGCGCCGAGACGGCGGGCUGCCCGCCGGCCCUGGCGCUCUGGGCGCUCUGCGGCCUGCUGUGCUGGAGCCUCGUGGCCGUCGUGGCCUCUGCGGGCCCCGCGCGCAGCCCCGGCCACGGGGCGCGCGGGGCCGACCGCAGGGUCACCGUGGUGCCGCAGCUUGCUGGCAGGGAGCUGCCGCCGCCGCCGACGGCCGCCGCCGAGGGGGGCGCCGAGCCCUGGCAGCCCGCCGCGUGGGCCGAGGAGCAGGCCCUGCCAGGCUCGGGCCUGCAAGUGCUCGGCGGCGAGCUGGGGCGCCAGUCGGACGGCGCGCCGCCUGCUGCGGCCUGGGCAGAUUCGGGGACCGCCACCGCUACCACAUCCAUUCCCUGGGCCACCUGGACCACUCAGGCCACAGCCAACUCGGCCUCGUCGACUUCGACGACCAGCACUGGGACCACCGGUGUGACCGAGACGAUCUUGCAGGACCCUUUCCUCCAGCACGGUAACGGCGAGUUCUCGUACGAUGAUGUGCUUGAUAGGCUGCCGACCAACAACUUCCGCACGGUGAACGAGGACAACCCGCUGUUCAACCCCGCGUACCCACCCGUGCAGACGACAAGGCUGCCCGAUUUUGUGGCCCGCUUUGACUUGGUGUUCGGCCUCGAGGACGCCACUGACGGCUGGGGGCGAGUACCCCCACAAUCCUUCUUCGACGUCCCCGACCUCAGGGCGCUCCGCGCGGCCCUGGUGUCGCCUCUUCGCGCGGAGGACUUCGUCGACGAGUGCGAGAAGUAUCUCGACCCGUCAGGCCCAGACCGGAUCGUUGUUUUUGGAGUCCUAGAGGUGCCUCUGUCAGCCAGUUUCGGCGUCACCGCCGAGGCUCGCUCCCAGACCGUGUGGCGGCUGGAGCGUUUUUUCAGCCGCAUCUGGUAUUUAUCCACUGACGAGUCGUUGGCAGGCGUCACCACGAUGCCGCUGGGUUUCUUCGAGCCGUACAUGCGCGGCCGGACUGACGAAUUUGUCGAGGCGUACCGAGCCGCCCGCGUCGACGGCGGCCACAAGACACAGAGUGUUUUGGCGGCCUGGGGCGUCUACUCGCAGAGGAACGGAUCGAGGAUUACGGAGUCGCCAGAGCCCAACGCGCUCGGGUACGGCUCUGCCGAGUGGACGGCUGUCGUGAACGCCGCCAUCGACACCAGGAACGAGGCGGAGGCCUGGCUGUCCUCCGGCGGUGGCGAGGGGCUCGGCGUCGACGCACGGCCCGUCCCACUGGAGGCCUGGUUCCACGCACUGUCCAGCCACAAGUUCCUGAUCUCUCCGAUGGGGACGGCGAUCCAGUGCUCGAGGCUGGCCGAGUCGCUUUCGAUGCUAACGGUGCCGAUCGUCAAGCGCGGCGCCUACCGGACGCACGACGACCUGGUCAGCCUCGGGUUCCCCAUCGUGGUCGUGGCAGAGUGGUCCGACAUCACCUCGGACGCCCUGUCCAGGUGGUGGGAGACGUUGUCGCCCCGGCUCGGGCCUUUCCGCCGGGAUUGCCUGACGUCCGACGGUUUUUGGGAGAUCUUGACGACGGGGAGCGGGCGCCCGUACAGGCAGGAAGAGGUAUUCGAGAUCCGACGGGGCGGCUUCAAGCAGGUCUUCUACGAGGCGGUGCUGAAGUGCAUGAUGUGCGAGACGAGAGAUUGCACAUCGCGAAUGGGGACGGACGUGGCGGUCGUGGUAUCCGCCAUGAUCGCCGCGUUCAAGCUCCAGUAUUUUGCAGAAGCGUUCAGCUGCAGGGCUCGAAGCGGGCGGGCGCCGGGCCGCUCCGGCCGCCGCCGCGCGGGCGGCGCGGACACCGCGCGGCCGCUCCGGGCGCCGCGCGGCGCCGGGGCGCUAGGCGGCGGCGCGGAGGGGGCCGAGAUGUCGAGUGGCUUCCGCGACUCGUUCACCAAGGCUGCGGAGUUCCUGGACAGCCUUUACCGACCGACCCACGAGCACCACGUGCAACUAGUGGGGCCCACUGGCCCCGAUGCCACCGAGGGACCAGACCACGCGGCAGCGGCGGCAGCGGCCCCCCGCUGCGGCCCGACGGGCCUGGCAGCUGCGAGGCUGGGUACGAAGGGAGUGGCCUCGACGCGGAGGGGCGUGCGCUUGGGCAAGGAGGCGUCGCCCACCUCCAUGGCGCGAGCCACAUCCGCCGUGGAGUCCAGCUGCACGCCGACGUUCGGCGUGGUUCCGCUCGAGGUGGGCUCAGCGCUGCCUCUGCCGAGCCUGGGGCCUGCAGAGGCCCACGCGAUGUCCGCCGCGGACGCGUGGCUCGCCAUGGGCGCGCGUCGGGCGCUGCCGCUCCUCGCGUGCAUCCUCGGCCUCCGGGUGGCCUCCGCUGGCCGGCUCCAGGUCGGCCGCAGGGCGCAGCAGGUCGCCAAGGGUCGCUUCGUCCGCGAGGCCGCCGGGCUGGCCCGCGCGCUGCGCUCCGGGCUGGGCGCCCAGAGGCAGGCGCCAGAGCUGAUGGCCGAGCUGGCCCGGGAGCGGCUGGGGCAGGAGGCGGACGGGCUGGAGCCCGCGGGGGCAGCGCUGCUGCGCGCGUUCGUGGGCGGCGCCCCGGACUCCGUGCUGGUCUCGCCAGUGGAGGCUGAGGAGGUCGAGUCGCCAGGCGACCAGGGCUUCGCGGUCAUGGAGGGUCCGAGGGCGAUGCCGGCCGGCGAGGGCUUCGCGGUCGUGGAGGGUCCAGCAGGAGGGGCGAUGCCGGAGGACCAGGGCUUCGCGGUCGUGGAGGGGCCGGAGGCGAUGCCGGGGGGCCAGGGCGCCAUGGUCGUGGAGGCCAGCGAUGGGGAGGGCGCCCCAGAGGUGGAGCUGAGCGUCCCCAGCUUCCUCAACAGGGGCGCGGAGGGCGCCCAGGGCGUGCAGGGCCUGCUGCGGCAGGACGCCGUCGCGCAUGCGGCGAGGUCUCUCGCCUCCGAGAUGCAGGCUAUUGAGGACACCCUGGGCCGCGAGGUGCUCCAGCAGAUCGUCGGGGAGUACUUCUCCGACGCCGCCCGCAGGGCGGAGCAGGCCGGCGAGAUGGCGGCCAUCGAGGCCUGGCAGCACCGCCAGGCGAUGGAGAGGUCCUUCGGGCACGCGAAGUCCAAGGGCGCCAUCCCGCACCCGGCCAGUGCGGGCGGGAGCGACCGACGUCAUGUCCGACUUUGGCCCGAAGUCCGCUCGGGAGGGACCCCGGCUCCGAACGCGACGAAGCCCGGCUCCGUGGCCCGCAACAAGACCGCCCCCGCCGUCACGAUUGGGCAGAACAAGAGCGCGGUCUCUGCCGCGAUGGUGGAGAGGGCGGCGCAGGUUUCUGACGUCUCGCGGGAGGAGGGCCUUGGGCGAGGGGAGCGACCACGGCCAGCGGCGGCGACGGUGAGCCGCCCGCUCCCCCGGCGCAGGGAGGCCCCGACCCGCCCGGCAAGGGCGGCCCGGAGGGCGCCCCACGAGGCCGCCGCGGUGGGCACGCCCGGGGCGUGGCCGCGGGGCUCCACGGACGCCACCUGGCGCGACCAGAGGGGCGUGACGUUCCGGCGCAAGUGCGAGGGCAAGCGGUGCGUCACGAGGGUCAUGAGCGCCCUCGGCAGACGGCAGCGUCCCGGCUCAGGGGGCGCCUUCCUGACCUCGAUCCGUGCUGCUUGCCCCACGGCCGCCCUGGGCGCGCCUCCCCCCACGAUGCGGACCUCGGCCGUCCUGCUCCUAUCCUGCGCCGCCGCGCCGGCCAGCUCGCUCUCCAGCGGCGAGUCGUGGCCGUGGAGCAGGAAGCAGGCCCUCGAGGAGGCCCCAGCGAAGCCCGUGGCCCUCGGCGCGGUCGGCCUGAAGGUGAUGGUGAAGGCCCCCACCCGCGCCGGGUGCUGGAUGCGGAUGCCGUCGGGAUGCCCCAAUGACCCCAUGGACACCGCGAAGUGGAGGCACGACACGUGGGCGGAAGCGCAAGGCCUCGACGAGGCGGGCUGCCACCAGCGCGUGAGCAUCUGGAACGGCUAUUGCGGCUCGCAGGACGCGAUGAUGGCGUUCGUGCCCAAGGAGUCGGAGGACCGCUCGGAGCCGCUCAGCGCGCUGCAGAUCUCCGCCACCCACUCGUGGUCGUGGCCCUGGAGCCAGCGCAGGGCCGACGACAAGCAGGCUCACCCCCAUGCCGUGGCGGCUCGCGACGAGGAGCAGGCCGAGAAGGUCCACACCAGCUCGAUCAUGGCGGCCCGUGACGAGGAGGCCCCUGUGGCCUCGGGCGACCUGGCGGCGGCCCCCGUGGCCGCGGAGCGGCCGUCCCUCGCCACCAGCACGGACGGCAAGGUGAAGAUGGCACGCCCGACUCGCCCCGGCUGCUGGAUGCGGAUGGCGUCUGGGUGCCCCAACAAGCCCGACAUGCAGACCGAGUUGUGGAGGCACGACACGUGGGCGGAGAAGCACGGCCUCGACGAGGCGGCUUGCCAGUCGCGCGGGGCCGUGUGGAACGGCUAUUGCGGCUCGGAGGACGCGGUGAUGACCUUCGUCGCCUCGCAGAGAGUUGGCCGCCGAGCCUCGGCCAGCAAGGCCGCCAUGCAGCUCGGAGGCGUUGAGGACGAGGGCGAGGCGACCUGCGAGGCUCAGGGCGGAGGCGCCCCGCUGCUCCUGCUCGGCUGUCUCGCAGAGGUUGGCAACCCACUGCGACAGGAGAGCGCACCCGACCGAUUCAAAGAUUCCAGCCUGCCGCCAGGGAGGCAGUGCAGUGCCGGAUGCCACAGCGAGUACGGCGACGGCAGCAGAGAGGCGAGCUGGAAGACGGUGGAGAAGGGCUUCCCCAGAAGAAACUGUUCCGGCUGUACCUACCGAUACUGUGGAACAGCUGACAUGGUGGAGAAGGUAGAUCAGGCGCGGCGGGCUUCGAAGCGAUGGACACCGAAGACAACGUGUCUGCUGAUUGUCAAGUUGGUGACCCUGGCUUCCAUGUGGGCCGGCGUGUUCGGCACCGUGCGGCAGCUGGGCAACGAGACGGAGAUCCAGAAGUUCGACCCGUUCACCAUCCUUGACGUGCAGCCUCAGGAACGCGAUAUUCCCAUCCAAUCGAUCUACCAGACGCGAACGUACAUAAUGGUAGACGUUGCAGCACAUGUCUUUCAACCGCGCAAGAACAGUGGUCGCCCUGGCGUCCGCGAUGGGCUCGGGGCCGCUGGCCGCGGCGCUCUGAGCUUUCGACACGCAGCAGGUAACCGAGAACGCGUCGUUGCUGCAGGUGGCGGCAUCCGAAAGGUUCACCUCAAGCUUUGCAUCGGCGGUUCGGGCCUCAAUGCGACGGGCUUCAAGGAGUAG
Molecule: messenger RNA, 5400 nt
Organism: Prorocentrum cordatum
Lineage: Eukaryota; Dinophyceae; Prorocentrales; Prorocentraceae
Source: the annotation of a GenBank genome assembly